AUGUCAGUGCAACCUGUCAACCCGAAGCCCUUCCUCAAUGGAUUGAUCGGGAAACCGGUGGUCUGCAAGCUAAAAUGGGGAAUGGAAUAUCGAGGCACGCUGCUCUCGGUUGACGGAUAUAUGAACGCCCAGCUCGGCAACGCGGAAGAAUACAUUGACGGCACCAACACGGGACAACUUGGAGAGAUCAUGAUCAGGCGUCUAGUCGUGCAAUUCAAGCGCUCUUUCCGACGUAACGACAAGGCCACGACGGUCACUGUAUCAAAAUUCAUUGCUCAUUUGAUCAACCAGCAAGUGGCUCACGAGCUGCUGUCGAUGGAGAUUAUGCUACUCAUGCUGCAGAAGCCCACCGAAGAUUCUGUGGAGGUCUGCAUCGCUUUCCUGAAGGAAUGCGGUGCGAAGCUGGCAGAUAUCGCUCCGCGCGCUCUCGAUUCCGUGUUUGCCCGUUUGCGUAACAUCCUUGCUGAGGCCCAGCUGGACUCCCGCAUUCGCUACAUGAUUGAGACGGCGAUGGCCGUGCGAAGGGACAAAUUUGCGAUCAUUGGUGAUGCUGGAGAAAGCAGCGAAGAAGAAUCAGACGAUGAAGAUGAAGAUGAGGAGAACAAGGAGCAAGGGGGAGCCGGAAAAGCCGAGCCUAUGGAGAUUAUCGACAACACUGAGCAGAAUAUGGUCGCCUUCCGUCGUGAAGUCUACCUGACCAUCCAAUCGUCGCUAGAUUACCAAGAAGCUGCCCACAAGCUGCUGAAGAUGGGUGUCAAGCCGGAAAUGGAGCCCGAGCUCAUUCACAUGCUGGUCGAUUGCUGCGCUCAACAACGCACAUUCGGAUUCGUCCUCCUCGUCAUCAUCAUCGUCCUCGGACUC
Molecule: messenger RNA, 861 nt
Organism: Mesorhabditis spiculigera
Lineage: Eukaryota; Metazoa; Nematoda; Chromadorea; Rhabditida; Rhabditidae
Source: the annotation of a GenBank genome assembly